Messenger RNA from Momordica charantia (bitter melon), 1136 nucleotides. Its product is annotated as HSP20-like chaperones superfamily protein. NCBI's taxonomy places the organism in Eukaryota, Viridiplantae, Streptophyta, Magnoliopsida, Cucurbitales, Cucurbitaceae. The record is from RefSeq and is a predicted model, not a curated record. Gene Ontology annotation, biological process: response to heat.
GAAAUUUGAAAAACAGAAAAUAAUUGAGAAACAACGAAAAGGUCACUGACACUUGUUUCCACCAUGGAGUACCACCUCCCAGAACUUCAACGAGACCCUUCUGGAUUCUCACACACCCACCACCGCUCCUCUCUUUAUAUCAGUAUCUCAUCAUCAUAUUCUUUACUUACCAAAACACUAAAAAGAACCCCACGUUUUCCUAUGGCCUUCCCUCGUUUGGCUCUGAAGAAUUUACACCAAAAAAGGGCCGCUGUUUCCUCUUUUGCUGAUGCUCUGCUGCAGAGGCCACGGUGGGGGGCUGAGCCCCUGAGAAGGCUGUCUGGUCAGAGCUCAGACGGCAACCCAAAGGAUAAGGAGGUCGCCGUCAAUGAAGGCCAAGACCCCAACAUGCUCCCAGAGAGGAGGCAUGGCAAGAAAUGGGUAUGGAGGAACAACGGGGGUCUAGGGAGUUCCCUGAUGCAAGCGGCGGAGAGCAUAAACAGAGUGCUGAAGAGCCUGAGCUUGGGAGGGCGUGUGAAAGAGCAGGAAGAGUGCUACAAACUGCGGCUGGAGAUGCCCGGGAUGGCGAAGGAAGAUGUGAAGGUGACGGUGGAGGGCCGGGUUGUGAGGGUCAGAGGAGAGCACAAGGAGGAGGAGGAGGAGGAGAAGGAAGAAGAAGGCGGCGGGUGGGUGGCGGCGGCGAGUUAUGGUUAUUACGAUACGAGCGUGAUGCUGCCGGAGGAUGCGGAGGUGGAGGGGAUUAAGGCGGAGCUGAAGGAUGGGGUUUUGACGAUUACCAUUCCCAGGGGUGAGAGGCCCCAAAAGGAUGUCAAGGAAGUCACUGUUCUCUGAAUUGUGUUGCUGAGUUUUGUAAUAUUUGGUCUCUCAAAUUUUGGAAAAAUAAAUGCUAUGAUUUACUUUGGAGUUUUUUUUUUUUCCUUUUUUAGUACAGCAAUUGCAGAUCAGAUCGGAGUUCAACCGGAGAAAGAUCCAAAGCAAAGCUCUUCAUGGUUGAGUUUGUUAGUGUGGUCUAAUCAGAGUAGAGUCAUGGUUGAGUUUGUUAGUGUGGUCUAAUCAGAGUAGAGUCGGCAUAGAAAUGCCGAUGUUGAUGUAAAUAUAUACAUGUCGAUGUUGAUUAAUAUUUUAAGAAAAAUAAU